Molecule: messenger RNA, 210 nt
Organism: Medioppia subpectinata
Lineage: Eukaryota; Metazoa; Arthropoda; Arachnida; Sarcoptiformes; Oppiidae
Source: the annotation of a GenBank genome assembly
AAACUGGACCGACAUAUAGACGACGAGACAAAUAAAAUAGAUAUGAAGACAAUCACUGAAUUGGAUCAAGCGGUCAGUGAACAACAGCUAACCCUCGAGAGGGCCGGCGUUCCCGGCUUUUACGUGACCAGUAAUCCGACUGAAAUCCAACUCCAGAGGUAUAUCUUGGACUUUAUUGUGAGGACGUGUACGGAUCAGACACAGCAAUAG